AUGUUUAGAACUUUUAUCAGAUCAUGGGCCAUCCCAUUACGUCCACCUAACACGAUAAUACGACCCACAACAAGAUCAUUUCAAAAUGGUGCAACGUAUAGACGAUUCAAUAACAAACAAUCAAGAUCAUUUACCAAUUUACUAUUUGACCCAGUCUCAAGAAAAUACCUAGCGCUAAUCUUUGGUGGUGGUUCAUUGUUCUAUGUCACUCAUUUGGAGGAAGCACCCGUGAGUGGUAGGAACAGAUUUAUUUGGAUACCACGUUCUUUGGAAUUGAAAAUUGGUGAUUACACAUAUAGGUCCAUGCUAAGAGACACAAGUUCUGCAAUCUUACCAUCCAAUCAUCCGCUAACAAAGAAAGUAGAGACUAUAUUUGGUAGAAUCCUUGAUGCUGCCUCAAAAGAUCCCAGCGUGGACAAAACACAACUGGAAGGAAUCAAAUGGAAAAUUCAUGUAGUUAAUGAUCCAAGGGCGCCACCAAAUGCCUUCGUUUUACCUGGAGGAAAAGUUUUUGUAUUCAGUUCUAUGUUCAAUAUUUGUCAAAAUGAUGAUGGGUUAGCUACUGUUCUAUCCCAUGAAUUCGCUCAUCAACUGGCAAGACAUACGGCAGAAAAUCUAUCCAAAGCUCCAGUAUAUUCGUUGAUCGGUACUAUAAUGUAUUUAGCCACUGGCGUUGAAGGAAUAAAUAGUUUACUACUAGAUGGUUUAUUAAGAAUGCCUGCUUCCAGACAAAUGGAGACUGAAGCUGAUUAUAUUGGACUGAUGAUAAUGUCUAGAGCUUGCUUCCAUCCCGCUGAGUCCGUUAAAUUAUGGCAAAGAAUGUCACGAUUUGAGAAGCAAACUAGAGGGCAAGUUGGAUUUGAAUUUUUAAGUACUCAUCCUGCAAGUGAUAGAAGAAUUGAAAAUAUGAAGAAAUGGCUGGAAAAGGCCAACUCAAUAUAUGAACAAUCCGAUUGUGGAACCUUUGGCAGUUACUACAAUAACUUCCAAAAUUCUGUUUUUGGAUCUAACCCUGAUGCGAUUUUUUCGUUUAGAGGAUAUUAA
Molecule: messenger RNA, 1044 nt
Organism: Naumovozyma castellii
Lineage: Eukaryota; Fungi; Ascomycota; Saccharomycetes; Saccharomycetales; Saccharomycetaceae
Gene: OMA1
Product: metalloendopeptidase
Exons: 1
Coding region: 1-1044 (347 amino acids)
Source: RefSeq, a predicted model, not a curated record